AUGCCUAGAAAACUAAAUCAAAGUGAAAAGAUCAGAAUUUGCAAGGAUAUACAGUCGGGUCAUAAGGACAAAAUGAUUUGUGAAGGAUUUAACAUCUCUAAAGGAAUGCUAUACCGACUAAAAAAGAAAAGGGAAGGAAUCUUAGCUCAAGGUUUCUCAACAUCCGAAGGGACAAUUGGAUACGAAUUGAAUGCCCAAGUUUACGAGAUUUUUCGUAAUCUCAGGUCGAAAGGUUUCCCAAUUAAUUGGUCAACCUUAAAGCUUAUUGCACGUAAAAUUGCGUAUAGAAAUUCAAAUCAUGAUUUCACUGCUUCUAAUGGAUGGCUUUAUAGAUUUAAGAAACAAUUCGAAAUAAAAUUCAGAAUAUUACAUAGCGAAUCACGAUCAGCUGAUAAAGAAGGUGCGGAAAACUUCCGAUCAACUUUCAAUGAUUUGCUUGAAAACUAUGGGGGAGAAAACAUUUUCAACUGUGAUGAAACUGCAUUAUUUUAUAAAGCUGUUUCCAAAAAGAGUUUUGUUGAAAAAAAUGAGUCACACAGCGGACAUAAAAUAAGAAAAGAACGUAUGACACUUCUUUUGUGUUGCAGUUACACAGGAGAAAAAUAUAAACCGCUUAUAAUUGGGCGUACGAAGUCACUAAGAGUAUUAAAAGGUGUGAAUCUGAGAGAAAUUGGCAUUGAAUAUGAUGCUUCGUGCAAAGCCUGGAUGACAAAAAAUAUUUUUGAAAAUUGGUUAUCUCGAUUUAACGAGGAAAUGAGAGAGAAAAGAAGGAAAAUAGCAUUGUUAAUUGAUAAUGCAACUUGUAAUGCUGUUUCUCUCAAACUUUCAAACGUCGACCAAGUCUACCAGAUAAAUAUAUUUGGUUCUUUGAAUUAUUUAAAGCUAGCUCAGAAAAAUCUCCAAGCUUGUUUUUCUAUUAAUUUAUAA
Messenger RNA from Octopus sinensis (East Asian common octopus), 927 nucleotides. RefSeq names its product tigger transposable element-derived protein 4-like. The transcript is spliced from 2 exons. Gene Ontology annotation, molecular function: DNA binding. The coding region runs from base 1 to 927 and encodes 308 amino acids. The record is from RefSeq and is a predicted model, not a curated record. Lineage: Eukaryota; Metazoa; Mollusca; Cephalopoda; Octopoda; Octopodidae. Gene Ontology annotation, cellular component: nucleus.